Molecule: messenger RNA, 787 nt
Organism: Branchiostoma floridae (Florida lancelet)
Lineage: Eukaryota; Metazoa; Chordata; Leptocardii; Amphioxiformes; Branchiostomatidae
Exons: 2
Coding region: 105-524 (139 amino acids)
Source: RefSeq, a predicted model, not a curated record
CAAUGCUUGGCACAACUCUGCGCCGACCAAUGAACUUAUGAUGUGGGAAGGAGUUUAACAAAAACUUUAUCUUUAACACCACAGGUUCGGCAUUUGUCAUCAUCAUGCUGCUGGCCAGCCUGAACAGCUGUGUAAACCCGUGGAUCUACUUCGCCUUCAAGACACGGUGUGACCGCAAGAAAGCGCCGAGGGGAAGCAGUUUCAACAGACGAGCAAUACAGACACCGAGAACAACCGAAUUAGAGAUGAACAAAAUUGAAAAAUCACUACCGGCUUUUGAGAGAGUGAAAGUCACCUUCGGGGUCAACGAAGAUGGACAGCAAGGGGUCAAGAUUACGUUCAACACAAAGGCUGCUGGGAAGGAGAACUUUCGUCUCGCGAGAAUUCCCGAGACUGAGAUGUUGGAUCUCAAAAGUGACAGCCCAAGUCGUAUCAUGUCCGAGGGCGAAGUGGAGACCAGAAAUCGACAGCGAAGGCGAGAAAAUGGCCGCGUUGUCUCCUUCAUCGGGUCAAAUUCAUUGUAGAUUAAGCUUGCUGGUCAACUUAGUCACAAAGAUGCCAUGUAUCAUUUGUUUUUGCGAGUGUAUCAAAGUAACCGUUCUUGUUGUUUCAUACCUUUCGCCAAUCAAAAGAUCUUACACAAAACCAAAAGGUCGAUACUUUUAUCUGCUUAUAGUUUCCUUACUAAAAGAUGGAUGGACUAGUUGUGGUAAAUAUGGUCAGAUACAUUAUAUAUGUGACUCUAUGUCUUUUUAUGAAUAUAUAUAUAUAUAUAUAUAUAUGUAAA